AUGGACGUGGAAACAAAGCGAGAUGUACAAGGUUACAUUAUCGGACAGUACAAGGCCUUUGAGAAGAUGGGCCACGAGCACAUCACCCCGACUGGCACCAGAACUAUCUUCGUUCUUGGCCAAGCACGGCAAGACAAAGAGUUUGAUAUACUAGACAAAGACAUGAAGGCCGACCUGAGGGUGUACGUCAACGAGGAUGAGGAUGCGGAUCGCCCAUGGCGUGGGGUGCGCGACUUUACGAGGAAGAUUGCGACGUGCGAGACUUGGGCGUUAAUAGUGCUUAAGAAUAGCAAGAAGGGAUUGGAUACCGAGACGCCUCAUCAGACCCGCUUGAUGCGCGCUCAUAGUGCGCCCUCCCUAGCUCAGUGCAUUGCGAACGCCAGCUUCGAUAGCGCCGGGUCAGGGGCUGACUCUGAUGCAGAAGAAGACGACAUAGGUCUUGAACUGAACAUCGAGAAUGCACUCUCAUCGUUUGCUAAAAAGGUCGAAGGGUUAGAGGAUGAGGCGGGAGCGCUGUCAAUCACGCCGUCAGGCCGUGCAUACUCUGAUGCCAGCUCAUCUACACCGUCGCCUCCCAAGGACAUCGAUAUAUCGUACCCCUAUGGACCAAAGCAAAACUCUAGACUUCGUCGUCCUAGCGGUAACCGUUCACUCGCAUCCUUGAUCGCUCACGCUGAAGACAGCCGUACGCCUUCGCGCUCGUCACUUUCUGCUUCGCUCUCUUCGUGUCCACUACCUACCGGUGCCACCUACAGUGUCGUUCACAAGCCCUAUUACGACCCAGACUUUGAGGGUCACAGCCCUUGCGCCACGCAUGAUGAGCGCGGGCACAUCAAGGACGCGGAUGAGAUCCCGUACGCUAAUCAAUCCGAAGCCACGGCUCGGAUCUGCCCUUCGUCUUCUAAGGGCACCCUGAAUAGCACGUCAUCCGUCUGGAGUUCAGUGUUCUCAAAAUGCAGUUCCAUGACAUCUAUUUCAUCUUACCGGACCAGCCGUCCACAGUCUGCACGAACUGAACAUCCUCGGCUCAUGAGCGCACGCGGCGUCGACAACCAUACUGAAAAGUGCGGACGUGGCUAUGAAGAAUCCGCGACGAAAGUAUGCAGUCCUUCUGUUGCAGGUAUUGUUCCAAAAAGCGAACACUUCCAAGGUUGUGCUUGUGGCACUGUGCGGGGUGAGAAGGAUGCAUUCAGUCUACCUGUUACUACUACCAAAGAAUGGUCUAGUGGGCUGCAGAUUCGGGAGGAUGAUAGCUGGCCCAACGCGCCCGAGCGCAUUGGAAGUGACCUUGAAGACGCCCAUAACUCUAUCAAGAGGAAUGAAUCUAAGGAUCGCGACGUGGAAGAGCUUUCACAGCUACGUGCGUCUCUAACGAUAGCUACGGAAAAUCAUGAACACAUGCGGCCUGAAGUCUCCGCCAACCGCCCGCAUAACGCUCCGUUGAUGUACGAGGAAGCCGACGAUUUCGUUGAAAACAUCGCCACUAACUCGGAUGUCGAUUCCGAAUGUUGGUCAGAAUCCUUGGAUGGUUGCACGGAGCCGCGUCGCAAGUGGACUAGCAAGAUAAAGCAUUGUCCCCAGAAAAUCCCCCAAAAGACAAAGCAGGCUACCCAAGACUAUGUCAAAGCGACGAAACGAUUCUCACGGACUGCUUGUCACUUGUUGCCAGCUGCGCUGUCGAGCCGACAUCCGUUCCAGAAGAUCGACAGCAUCAUUUAG
Molecule: messenger RNA, 1719 nt
Organism: Alternaria rosae
Lineage: Eukaryota; Fungi; Ascomycota; Dothideomycetes; Pleosporales; Pleosporaceae
Exons: 2
Coding region: 1-1719 (572 amino acids)
Source: RefSeq, a predicted model, not a curated record